AUGUGUAUGGACGUUUCUAAACUGCUGCGAACAUGGAGACAGAAGAAGCCGAGAUUGCUUUGCCCUGUCAUGAAACAGAAAAAAUCAACUUGUUAUGCUAUAGCUUACGUGAGGCAGCUCGAGUUCCACCUCAAAGAGCAUUUAUCUAUCCAGGAUUUCCUCAAUCAGAUUCUCAAGAGUUACCUUUUAGAAGAUGGUUCGCUCAAUGUAGAUUCUUCCUUUGUUCUUCUCCCAGGUUUAAGGUUCAAAGCCAAGGAGAUCACUCAGCACAAGCUGUAUUUUGAAGGAUGUCUUGAGAGUCAAGAUGAAUAUGAUAAGUUCCAUGCGAUCCUUCUUCAAAAGUUGAAGAAAGGAGUUCUAUCUGAGAUUUACUUUCCCACUAAGAAUGAAAUGGCUGGCAACACCGAGCGUUAUGGUCAUGUUAUGGUUUGUACUGGCCAUAAUUAUGACAGAUUGAAUCGCUUGUACUAUGAGUUGCAAGAAGUUGCUGGAGUGAAGGUUUGUGAUCAAGGUUUUGUAAGGGUGUAUGCUGAUCUGGUGUAUCAAUUCAUUGAGAUGGUUGUUUAA
Eruca vesicaria subsp. sativa (arugula) is the source of this 567-nucleotide messenger RNA. Lineage: Eukaryota; Viridiplantae; Streptophyta; Magnoliopsida; Brassicales; Brassicaceae. The record is from the annotation of a GenBank genome assembly.